Molecule: messenger RNA, 2047 nt
Organism: Linum trigynum
Lineage: Eukaryota; Viridiplantae; Streptophyta; Magnoliopsida; Malpighiales; Linaceae
Source: the annotation of a GenBank genome assembly
CGCAGAGGCUGAGAGAUCAGAAACCACAGCAGCAAGUCAUCAAUUCCUCACAGCCGCCGCCAUGGUGAAGUACUCGAAAGAGCCCGAGAACCCGACUAAGUCUUGCAAGGCUAGGGGUUCUGAUCUCCGUGUUCAUUUCAAGAACACAAGGGAGACAGCGUUUUCCAUCAGGAAGUUGUCAUUGGUUAAGGCAAAAAGUUACUUGGAAGAUGUCAUUGCCCACAAGCAGGCAAUCCCUUUCAGGAGGUUUUGCCGUGGUGUUGGCCGAACUGCUCAAGCUAAGAACAGAGGUCAUCCCAAUGGACAGGGUCGUUGGCCUGCCAAGUCUGCCAAGUUUGUUCUCGAUUUGUUGAAGAAUGCAGAGAGCAAUGCUGAGGUUAAAGGGUUGGAUGUCGAUGCUCUUUACAUUUCUCAUAUCCAGGUGAACCAGGCUCAGAAACAAAGACGUCGUACUUACCGUGCACAUGGAAGGAUCAACCCUUACAUGUCCAGUCCUUGCCACAUUGAGCUUACCUUGUCUGAGAAGGAAGAGCCCGUCAAGAAGGAGCCCGAGACCCAGGUUGCGACUACUGGGAAAUCAAGGAAGUCUCAAGCUUUGCGAAGCGGUGCAUCUUCUUAAGCGUGCCCGUAUUAUCCUGUGUUUCAGAGAGUUUUUGUUUGUUUUUCCUAAACUAGAGAUGGUGAAGUCUAUUUAGAAGAAGUGAAUCGAACUUGAUACAUUCAGUGGAGUUUUGUAUCUGCCUUUUAUUGUUCUAUCAAGAAUUUUGUGGGUGGAUAUUGUUGUUUUCCCCUUUAUGAGGUUGGUUUAUGUUUUUCCAUUGUGGAAGACUUCUCAGUUCUCCCUCUCUUCUCAGUUCCUUAAAUGGAAGGACACUCUGGUUGGUUAUCAGGUACACGUAGGGAUGGCAACAAAACCCAAACCCACGGCUACCCACCCGACUCAAACCGGUUAAUGUGGGUAAAAUCUGUUUGACGGGUUUUAGGCCGUGUUUGGGUUUUAGCCCGUUCACUAUUCAUCGGGUUGGGUUGGGUUUGGUUUUUGGUAAACCCGACCUAUCGGUACACGUCCACACCCAUGUAGUUAAUUUUCUUGGUAUAUCUAAUAUUCUGAACAACUAAUCUUAUUUAUAUUUGAGGAGACAUGUCUAAUUUUUUCUUUCUAACUGUGUAGAAUGAAGUUGAUGUCAUCGAGUGGAGAGUGAAGAAACUUAAUUGAAAGGAAAAAGCUUUCAAUUAAUCAUGUUAUUUAUGGAUAAUUUGUGAUUUGCUUUAAUUUUAUUGAGUUUUCUAGAUUGGUGUUGAACAAUUUGUAUAGUUAAUUUGUGAUUUGCUUGAAUUUUCUAGAAUGGUGUUUUAUAUAUGGAUAAUUUGUAUUGAGAGAUUGAUAUUUGACUUUAAUUUUGAUAGGAACUUGUUAUUGUAAAUUUUUUACGACAAAAACCCGUGGGUACCCAUGAACCCACGGAUACCCAGCGGGUUGGGUUGGGUUUGAGUUUUUCAAACCCAGUGGGUUUUAUCCCGGGUUUUUUUCACGGAUAAACCCAUGUGUUUGGGUUUGGGUUUGGCAAAACCCAACCCAACCCGACCCAUUGCCAUCCCUAGGUAUGCGUUACGAUCUUGAUUAGCUUGUAGGAUAUACAAGUUCUGCUCAAACGCUCAUAACAAGUAUCUCAGCCGGUUGGUAUAUAUAACUUAGGGACUAGGGAGUGUGAAAUCAUAUGGUCGGUAUUAGUUAAUAUGGUAUUUUUAAAACCGUACCCGAAGUCAACGAUAGAGUAUGAUAGUAUUUUAUACUGAAUUGUAGUAUGAUCGUAAUUGAAUGGUUUCCCAACACUAAAUAGUAAAAUACUACCUACUAAUUUGAUUUUCCCAACACUAAAAGCUUUUCUGACGAUACGGUAGUUAGGGUGGCAACGGGGCGAAUCGGGGUCGGGUACCCUGGAUCCUUGCCCACCCACCAUGGGCUUCAGGUUUCCACCCUCGUCCCCAAUGGGUGAUCGGGUGCUCGUGGGUCCGUUAUACCCGCUAAGAAAACAUGAUUAAAAAA